Messenger RNA from Cherax quadricarinatus, 628 nucleotides. RefSeq lists its product as uncharacterized. NCBI's taxonomy places the organism in Eukaryota, Metazoa, Arthropoda, Malacostraca, Decapoda, Parastacidae. The record is from RefSeq and is a predicted model, not a curated record.
UCCACGAAGGCAAUCCUGCUCCUUUCUGGUCUCCGAAACACACUUAACCACUAUGAUAAGGUUGUGCAUCUUGCUGCUAGCAGCCAGGAUACAUCUAGAAACCUUCCCUUGGUGUUCCUACGCUCUCACCGUUGAUGCAGCACCAGACAUCUCCAGCAACGAUGAAAACCAGCCAUUGAUGAGCAGUGUUGAUGACUUUUACAAAGUGGGUCAUCAGUAUUGGAAGGGAGAUUUCCCUAACAGAAACUUCUUAAGAUUCGGGCGCAGCAAGUAUGGCGACUACGGCACUAAUGGCAACGAUGAACUCACUGACUUGUUUGAGAAGCGAAGUCGCAACUUCCUACGUUUCGGUCGUGAUCCUUCACGCAAUUUCCUGAGGUUCGGCCGCUCCGUCGACUGUCAGCGCAGUUCCCUGUCACACGAUGGCUGCGAUGUGAAAUCCAAGUCCCUGGAAGCUUCUGAACUCUCAACCACACCAGUGCAGCAAAACAUAUCCCACAACAUUGAUUCCUCAGAAUCAGGGAAGAUAACUUCUCAACGCUGGAAGAGAGCUGUUCCAGGUGUAUAUGUAUCACUGCCUUAUUACAGCCCCUCCGCCUGGGCCAGAGAAAAUCCGUCCAGAAGAUGA